AUGGAUUGUAACAGCAACAGAAAGCGAAAGCAAUCUGACAUCGAAAAUGGCGAAUUCCUAGCCCUCAGCCUCUCCGCCGCCUCAGCCAAGGCCAUGGCCUUUUCCGGCGCCAACGUACCACCUCCGCCGCCGCCGCCGCCUUCCGUCGUCGUGCCGGCAGCGGAUCCGCCGGCAGCCACGCACCACCACCGCCGAUUGAGGAGAAAUCCGUCUAGGGCGCCGCUGGAGGGGAAGAAUCCGGUGAUUCCGCCGCCGUAUCCGUGGGCGGGGACGGGACGCGCGACGGUGCGGAGCCUGAACUACCUCCGCGCGCAGGGAAUCACGGCGAUCUUCGGCGAUGUUGAGUGCAGAAAAUGCGAGAAGAAAUUCUCGAUGGUGUUCGAUCUGGAGGAGAGAUUCGCCGAGAUCUCGACGUUCGUGGCGGAGAAUCAGGCGCUGAUGCGACACCGCGCGCCGAAUGAGUGGAAGAAUCCGGAGCUUCCUCGGUGUGAUUUCUGCAAUCAGGAAGGGAGCGUGAAGCCGGUGAUCUCGCCGAAGAAGAGGAGCAUCAAUUGGCUGUUUCUGCUGCUGGGGAAGAUGCUGGGGUGCUGCACGCUUGAGCAGCUCAAGUAUUUCUGCAAACACACGAAGAAUCAUCGCACCGGCGCAAAGGAUCGGGUGCUGUUCCUCACGUAUCUGAGCUUGUGCAAGCAGAUGGAUCCGAGCGGGCCAUACGACGUCGUUGUUUGAUGAUUUAGUUCUGCAAAUUAAAAGUAAUCUCUGAUUUAGGGUUCCUUUUUUUGCCCCCCUUUUGUAUUGCAUGGCUAAGGAGGGGAUGGUUUUAGGGUUUUUUAUUAUGAGAUUUAGU
Salvia hispanica is the source of this 847-nucleotide messenger RNA. RefSeq lists its product as uncharacterized. The record is from RefSeq and is a predicted model, not a curated record. NCBI's taxonomy places the organism in Eukaryota, Viridiplantae, Streptophyta, Magnoliopsida, Lamiales, Lamiaceae.